CUGAGGAAAUAGAGGCGGGCAGCAGCUGAAUAGUGUCUGUGCCUUUUAAACAGAUUUUGUUCAAUUUGGUCACUUCCAUACAAUGAGUAUGAUCAAAAUCGAUUCAAACAAUGCUGGCAGUUGUAGACAAUGUAUUUCUCUCCGCCCAAGCAAUGAAAACCUCAAAUCGUGUAUUGCGAAAGAAGCACUCGACCAGCCAUUUGAUGUCACUCUUGUUGCUGAAGAUGUCGAGUUCAAAGCUCACAAGCAAAUUCUUUCAAAAGCAAGUCCGUUCUUUGAAAAGCUGCUUAACAGUGAGAUGAAAGAGUCUAAGGAAGGAGUUAUUCGCUUGGAGAUGUUCACCGAAGCUGUUAUGAGAAACACGCUGAAGUUUAUCUACAGUGGUCAGGUGGAGAUCGCAGCCGAUGAAGCUCGUGAGAUCAUUGCUAUGGCCGACUUUCUGUUUCUCCACGACUUAAAAACUCUCGCGGAGGGAGUUUUAGCACCGAAACUAGAGCUGAAUAUUUCAAAUUGUCUUUCAAAUUACUAUUUUUUCGAGAGAUAUCAAAGCGAGCAACUUUCUUCCCUAAGCAAAAAAUUUGUUCUCAAAAAUUUUUCCACCAUCUCGAAAACAGAUGCGUUCCUGAAUUUAUCGAGCAAAGAAAUCGAAAUGUGGAUUUCAGAAGACGAAAUUGAAAUAAAUGCCGAGAAAGAUGUGUUUGAAAUAAUUUUAGCUUGGAUAAAUCGUGACAAAAGAGGAAGAAAGAAGUGUUUUGCUGAGCUCUUUUCUCGCGUUCGCCUUGUUUACAUAUCGCGUGACUUUCUCUGCAGCAAUAUUGUGACCGAUGACCUGGUAAAGGACAAUGAUUGCUUAGGUCUCGUUGAAGAGGCUCUGCAAUUGAUUGACGCAGAAGACUUCGACAAUCCAUCAAUCCUACGUCCAAGAAGGUCCCUCGAGACUUCUGUGUUACUAUGUUAUGGAAGCAAAGAUAUUGUGUGCUAUUUUCCUCAGGAGCAUAAGUGGUGCACAGUGGGUGAGAUGCCUUCUAAAUAUAUCAGAAAUGGCCCAGUCUUUUCUUGUCAUGGAAAACUGUAUGGCACUGUUCUAGAAUCAGUGGCUACAAAUGAGCAAUACUGGAAACAUGUAUCCUAUAAUCCAUAUGGCGACAGCUGGGUGCAACUCCCCUCCAUAGAGGAAACUAAAUAUAUGCGUCAAAUAUUUAUCAAAGAUGAAGAUGAAAUUUAUGCCUUGGAAGCAGAACCCUGUACCAAUAGAUCUAAAAAUUUUGAUGAUUUUUGUAGAUUGCAUGCCCGCCGCUUGUUCUGUGAUGAAGAGAAACACAGUUUCUCUAUUACAAAGUACAACCCUGAUUCAAAUUCAUGGCAACUGAUAGGGAGACUGAACCAUCUACAUUCUAGAGAGGAUAUGUGCAUUGUGGCUCAUGAUGACUUUGUGUAUUUUAUUGGUGGAAUAAAAUGGCAACUAGGGAACAAAUGCACCCUUGUGAGUGAUGUUGAAAGGUACCACCUUGGUAAUCACCAAUGGGACAAAAUUCCUAACACUCAUGUGGUGCGAGAUUGGACUUAUGGUGCUGCGGUUGGUGGAAAGGUCUUUAUUGCCGGAGGAAUCAAUGCUGGGGAGGCCAUACAGCCUUGCGAAGUGUAUGAUCCAGCAACAAAUGUGUGGCAGUUUAUUUCAAGUUUUAAGUGUUUUGAUUUCAGACCCAAAGAUUUGAGAAAUCUCUUGUCUAUUGAUGGAAAUUUGUAUGCAUUGCUCCUUGUGAGUGUGGGCAAAUCAGGUUGUAGAGUCAAAGAUUUACACUUGAAAAUUGAAGGCUAUGAUCCAGAGGAAGAUGAAUGGAACCUAAAAACUGAAAUAGCUAUUUCUGUUUGCAAUCACACCUUCAUAAAUGCCUGUUCCGUAAGGGUUUUCAAAGGGUUCCUUGAUAGUCGUCUUCUGGAAAGCUGUGUUCCAGACUUGGUCACAAAAUCUACAAUGUCAUGUGGCUAUGACAAAAAGAAAUGCUCUGUCAUGUGAAAAGUCAAGCAUAUAUUUUUUUUAGGAUUUUUUUUAUCCAAAAACUUAAAUUUACCAGGAAAGAAAAACAUUAUUUAAAACCUAAAAUAAUAUUUUGAUAGGGUUUACAAACACCAAAAAAUAAAAAUAAUAGAACUUCAUCUCAGAAGGAAACUUAAUGGUCAAAGAAUCAGAAGAUGAACAAAUAUAUUCAUGCAAUGAGAGUAAAUUCUUACAAGAAUUUUCUAACUUUUUAGAAAUGUUAGAAAACUAAUCAAGGUGCUAAUAAAGAGAAGAA
Messenger RNA from Pocillopora verrucosa, 2294 nucleotides. Its product is annotated as kelch-like protein 3. NCBI's taxonomy places the organism in Eukaryota, Metazoa, Cnidaria, Anthozoa, Scleractinia, Pocilloporidae. Gene Ontology annotation, molecular function: protein binding. The record is from RefSeq and is a predicted model, not a curated record.